GAUAAUAACAUAACACUACAAAUGUAAACUGUUUUAACAAGGUUUUCCUCUCCCCAAGUACGCUGGGCGCUGUGGUUUUUAAGGAUCUCUGUCAGCAACUUUCCCAAACUACAAUUCCCAGGGUUCACUGGGGGAAGCCAUGACAGUUAAACUGGUCUAAAAGUAAUAUGUUUGUGGUGCAGAUCUGCCUUAAAGCUGUCUCUCAUCUGAAACAUUAGCAAAAGAACAGAGUUUAAUUUUCAAAAAAUAGAGCACACACCCCAAAAUAUGGAGGGUACAGCUAAAGGAAUUCAAAUGGAGAGCGUGCAACAAUUCGAAGCUCCAAAUGCAGACAAACCCAUCACUGAAAAUGAGAGUCCGGCUAAAAAGGCCUCCGUGUUCUGCUUUAAGAAAAGGAAGAAGUGUCGAGAAAAGGUAAUGGAGAAAGAUGAGGACUGUGAAUCUGAUUCACUUACCUUAAAGCCUAUGAACCAGCAGCCCAACACUGGAUGCAGCAAGGUAGAAGUUUCAGAUCUGCUAUGGACAUCAGGAGGGACCUGGCUGGCAUUCAAACGCUUUGUGACGUCGAGAAGACGGCCCAAAUCUGCUCUGAAGAAGCAAACUCAGUUUGGGUCCCGUGUACAGCUGGAGACGAACGUGGAAGAUGUUGCCGUGCUGCGUUUUCCUAAGGAAGGCGCCGGUUCCAGCAUUAAAGUUCCUUGCCUGCGUUUCUCCAGAAGCAGGAAGAAAUCCAGCCACCCUGAAAUGACGGAGGAGCUAGAAUGCAGUGAGAAAGCAAAUGAGACAGCAAGCAUUUUGAAUAACCAGAGGAACAGUAAACCAGAGAUGGUGGACGUGGAAGCCCCAGUGAGCACAGAAGAGCCCCCCGGCAGAGCCGUUGAAGAGAAAGAGGGUGACAGUGGAGCGGUAAGAAAUGUAGAAGAUGUGGUUGCCUCUAGCAGAGAGGAUACAUUUGCAGCCGAGAUGAGGCCCAAUCCCAAUCGCUACACAGACUGUGCGGCUCAAUCCGAAAUAAUCCACUCUGAAAAGGUCCUUGAAACAGAAGAUGAGAAGCAAAUCUUUCAGUUGCAUCACGGCAGCCUCUAUGGAAACGCUGAAGGAGAAGAAGGCAAGAAAUUCGAUUUCCAAGUUGAGACAGGGCCCUUUGUUCCCCAGGACUUGGCCGAAAGCCAAUACGGGAUCUUUGGAACAGAAGACACCAAGAACGCGCCUGCCACAGAGGCUGAGUUGGAACAAUUUGCGAGGGACGCUGGCGUUGUGGCCGAUCGGGACGGGGCCAGGGAUGGUAACUCUGUCGAAGUGAUGCUGCACUUCAGCCCACCUACACUGGAAGACGAGGCUUCAAGCGAACUGGUCUGUUCCGACGAGGAGGUAAAAGGCAAAGAAAAUAAGUUUGCGAUGCCUGGAGCAGGCAUUGUGAUUAUGAUCACCGAAGCUGAGGACUACCCGGAUGAAGGGGAACCCAGCUUUGUCUGUGAACCUUUUUCUUUUCCGCAAGCCGGCAAACAGAAAGGGAAGAAGAAAACAAGCAGAGGUCUUGAUUCUGGUGCAGGGGGUUGCAGCAAACCCUGCUCCAACUUCCCGUUGUCCUUUGGCGCCAACGGCCAGGAGCACCGGACUCCGGAGCAGCACGAGGUGCUUCUGAUCGAAACGGCCGCGUCGCUCGUGAAGGCGGCCAUUCAGUCGUCCAUCGAACAGCUCAUUAAUGAAAUGGCCUUGGAGCAAAAUCAACAAAACAGCUUCCUAUGAUCCCAGGAGCUGCUUGGUACACCGUGGCCAGGCCUUGCCGACAGGCAGAGGGAGGCAGCCAGGUUUGAAGUACCGGGCGAGGGCGUCACUCGGAUGUCCUGCGACCGUUGCCAAAAUUAAUUGGUCCGGCCUUGCCGAUUAAUUAUUGUCACCGGAAGUGUAAUGAAGGUUCCUGAUAUAUUUAAACUCCGCAUGAAAGACCAGGCAUGGUCCUGAUCCCUGGGGAAUUUGCAAUGUCUGUGAUUAGCUAUUUUGCAUGUUGGUGACAUGGAUGUGUAUCGUACAAAAGA
Elgaria multicarinata webbii is the source of this 2039-nucleotide messenger RNA. It is a transcript of the gene AKAP5, whose product is annotated as A-kinase anchoring protein 5. The record is from RefSeq and is a predicted model, not a curated record. The transcript has a single exon. Lineage: Eukaryota; Metazoa; Chordata; Lepidosauria; Squamata; Anguidae. Bases 268 to 1749 code for a protein of 493 amino acids. Gene Ontology annotation, cellular component: excitatory synapse; dendrite membrane; postsynaptic density. Gene Ontology annotation, molecular function: GABA receptor binding; calmodulin binding; beta-2 adrenergic receptor binding. Gene Ontology annotation, biological process: positive regulation of adenylate cyclase activity.